AUGUCGCCCAUUCUUAACAAUCAAUCAUUAAGAGCUUCAAAUAAAGUAAAUAAAACUAAAUCGGAUGCUUACGAUUUUCCAAUCGAUAUCAUAUCAACUGCUAUGAAAAAACAACCAGCCCGUAAUUUUAAUUCCCCAGCUUAUUCAAGAUCAAGAUCAAAUACGAAUAAUUCUAAUCUUUCAAAUUUUAAUAACAAUAACAAUAACAACACACCUAUUCCUAUUUUCACAAAUAAGAAUAUCCCUAUGUCCCCACCUUCCAAAUAUAAUACUCAAAGCAAUUUCACUUCUCCAAAAUUGCCAACUCAAUCUUUAAGAAAAAAACAGUCCUUUUUUGAAGAAUUACCUCUACCUUUGCCAAAAAACUCUUUUAAACAAAAUUCGAGAAAAACUAGCUCCCAUUUUAACGCCCCAAUUCUUUCGAAUCAGCAGCAAAAUUUUCUUCCUUCUCCUCCUUCCUUAGUACCUCAACCACUUUAUCAAAAUCAAAAUCAAAAUCUCCAGUUCAACCAGGUUCCAAUUAAUUCCCUAGAUCAACAAUUACUAUCACAAAAUUUAUCCCCAAAUCCUCAAGCAUUUUCAGCUAAAAACUCAACUGUUUCAAAUGUUUCAAACAAUCCUUAUAUCCCCAAAGCGACACCCAAUAUGCCACCUUCUGAAAAUUCUCCAAAUUCAAAUCCCUAUAACCCAUAUAAUAAUAAAAAAAUUAAUACCAUUAAUAGCAAUAUUAAUAAUUUAAAUAAUAAUUUGGGCUUGAGCAACUCUGUCUCCAAUCCUCCAUUAACAAAUAACGACCAAAACUUAAACAUAAAUUUUAACAAUAAUAAUCCAUCGUUCCAGUUAUUUCCAAAUCAAUCAGAUCAGUUUUCUCAGCCCAUGCCUCAUAUCCAACAACAACAACAGCAGUUUGCACCUUUACAAAAUUAUGUGCCAAAUCCAAAUAUGAUGCCAUUGCAACAAUCAUCUAUGCAAUUACCCACAAUAACACCAAAAUCCACAAAUUAUUCUUCUCAGCUUCAAAAUUCAUCAUAUAACAAUUAUAAUCAAAAUAAUGCUUUAUUAGUCCCCCCUUUUCAGUUUAAAUCGCAUACGAAAGCAAAUGAGUCUACGUUUUCAUAUUCACCAAUUGUACUAACAGAACCUCCUACUAAUAGGGAUAAAAUAUCAUCAGUAGAAAAUCAAGUCAAGCCAAGUUAUCAAAUCCCUAUAUUUCAAUGGUCUCCCACAGACAAAAUUGUUAAAUUGGUACCAGUUUUUGAUAAUUAUGGGACCUGCAAUGUUUCUAUUGAAAUUAAACCAGUGAAAUCUAUUUUAAAGUCUGAACCCUUGAUUGAAGCAUUUCCAAUACUAAAUGUGUCUGCAAAUGCUACCAGAAAUCAAAAAUUAAAGACUGAAUUGAUGAAUUGGAUCCAAAAUAAAAUAAAAUCAUUUUCCUUAGAUUCUAAUUGCUAUGACUAUGUUACAUUUUUUAAUCUUUUGCUUUUAAUUCUUAAUAAUAAUGGCAAUGUUAAUUCAUUGGGGUUUAUAAAAUCGGUGUGUUCUAUGUUUAAUCCAAAAGUGGAUGUUACUUUUGAUUCAGAUAUCUCCUUAAAUCCAAAUUCAAGAUUUGCAAAUGAUUUUUCUAGAUCAAGAGGUUCAACUGUAUCCACAGCAAUAGCUCUAAAUGCGUUUAAAUUGGAAAAAGCAAAUAACGGGAAAUUCUUGGAGCUUCUUGGGAAGGGUGAAAAGUCAGCUGCUCUAAAACUCUGCAUAAAUGAAAAAGAUUGGGGAUUGGCGUUAUUACUAGCAAAUAGUCUUUGUCCAGAUAAAUAUCAAUACGUUGCUGAUCAGUAUAUUAAUGAUAUAUAUAAAAACAAAAAUGAUUUAGAUAGCAAAUUGAUUAGCUUUGUUCUACAUGUGAUUUCUCGCUCUUGUUCUUUUCAGAAGCUAUUUGAACAUGAAUGGCAGUUUAUUUUAAGUCACUGGAACCAAAUUUUAUGCAUGAUUCUUGCAAACAAUAUUGCAUAUAAGCAUGAUUUUAGUGUUUUCUUUGGCUCUUCGUUUAUUCAGAAUGAUUUCUUAAAUAUCGGACAUGUUGUUUUAAUGAUAUUUUUAAUUCCAAUAAGUUCAAUGCCAUUAGAAUCAGGUUUCACAUUUGAAAUGAUUGGUUAUGGGGGAGUUGGAAAAGAUAUCAGAUCCAUUAUCAUGACGGAAAUUUAUGAGUUUAUUUUAUUAACAUCUGCCGAUAACACAUUUAAUAACAAUUAUUUUCCACAUUUAUUUACUGCAAAGUUGAUGCACGCUCAAUAUUUAGCAGAUUACGGUUAUUUCAAAGAGAGUUUAAAAGUUGCUGAAAAUCUCAAUUUGAUCUUAAAAACGCAGAAAUAUGCUGUUUCUCAGACUGUUACCGUAGAACUAAGGAAUUUAUUGGAAAGAAUCAACGAGACAAAUAUCUCUGAUGAAACAUCUGGGUGGUUUAGCAGCAAAUUUGCCAAACCCAAACUCGAUAAAAUGUUCAAUAAAUUUAUUGCAGGCGAUGAUGCUGAUGAUACUUCUCCAAAAGAAGGGGGACUUUUUAGCAAGUUUAAUGCAUCUUCUGCCACUAUUUUGGAAAAUGAAAAUGACUACUCAAACUAUGGUGCAUUUACGGGACGCAUCAACUCUGUGGCUUCUUCUGAUAAUUUGAAUAAUUAUAGUAACAAAUUACCCAAAAACUCUGUAUCUAAUUCAAGAAGAACAUCCGAUUUCAAUCCAAGUGCAAGCAAAAGACCAGUAUCCUUAGCUCAUUCAGAUAUAGAUUCGUCAAAUAUCGGACCUUACAGCAAAACACCCAAUCAACUUUCAUCAGCAGCUUCUUCCGGCUUUAACAGUCCUGAACAUGUUCAUGUUCAAUUAUUUAAAACAACAAGUAACAGGUAUCAGCAAAAAGGUUCUUCAAGAAAUUCUUCUGUAAUAGCGCUUGAUGCAUUAAGUUCUCCUGGAAUAAUCAAUACUAAAAAGAUUUCUAGGCCAAAUUCUCCACCUAAUAUAAAGAGAAACGGUACGCCAAAGAUAUUAAGUUCAUUUUCACCACAAAAAGGACCAGGAUCCAGACCUCCAACAAAAAUGAAUAAUUUUUCUUCGCCCAAAAAAAGUUUCAUUAAAGCUUCAAAAAAUGCUGGAUUUCAUGAUUCUCCUCAACUAACAAAUAAAAACAAUCAUUAUGCGCCAGUUAGAAAAGCUGAACUGAAUCAUAUUUCAUCGUUCAGUAAACCUUCAAGUAACAAGGAGGUUUCAAAAUACUCUAAUCAACUGCAAGUUGACUUGCAAAACAAAUUUGUGGCUUCAAAGAUAGAAAACCAAAAGAGUUUUUCUAGUGGGGUUGCAACAUCAGAGAACUUUUCUAGCUUUGAUAUUGCAAAUAGAAAGACCGUUGCUAGUGGUUCCUAUGAAAAACUUGAGAGACAAUCUUUUGAAAAAAAAAUUGAAUCUUCUAAAUCAUCUUAUUCACCAACAACUAAUAAUAAAGAAAGAAAUGCAUCAGUUCAGUCCUCAGACAAUAGUUUUUUUCCAUUAAUACAACCAAAAAAUAAUUUUUCUCAACCCAAGCCUUUGGUGAAGCCCAAAACAACAACCGAACCAAUUUUUAAUAAAAAUUCUCCAGCUCAAACAAUAAAAAAUAGCAACAAAGAAAACCCAUAUUCUCCUGUGAGACAAAUAAGUAACACAAAACGAAGUGUAAGUUCAAAUAAAUAUGCUCCCACUAAUAAUAAUGUUUCUCAACAACAACAAAACAUAGUUGAGACACCAACUGAAGAUGCUCAGCCUUAUGAUUAUUACACAUAUUCGGGAUAUUCCUAUGGUGAUGCUUUAAUUAAAGAAACAGCUAAUGACAAAAGUAAAGCAAGCCCAGUUGAAAAUUCAGGUCCUCCAAAUCAUAAUUAUUUUGCCCCAAACACACCUCUGGAGCAUAACCAAAAUGAAAUUAUUGAAAUUAAGCUGAAUUCUGAACAAUCAGAUAAGUUCAAUUUUAGAAACAUUAAUGUGGUCGCAGAAAACCAUUCCCCUGCUCCUCCUUUAAAUGAUUUAACAAAUGCUGGCAUAGAUCAUAAUUUAGGUAAUGAUGAGCUGUACUCAAAUGUAAUAAUCAUGGAUGAUAUUGUUGAUGAUGAGGAAGAAGAUGAAAGUUCAAAAGAACAAAAUACAGCCAAGAUACAAACAACUGGUUGGUUUAGUAACUGGUUUAAUGGGUCUGAUAAAGAAGUGGUUCACAAAGCUAAAUUAGGAGAAAAAAAUAAUUUUGUUUAUGACGAAGAUCUCAAACGUUGGGUUGAUCACAAGGAUCUAGAAAAACGAAAAGAGGAAGAAGCUAGGAAGAAAGAAGCUAAGAAAAAAGAAGAUAAGAAGAAAGAAGAAGAAAGAAGAAAGAAGCAAGAGACAAAAUCACUGGGUUCUAAGAAUAGCCAAAAAGGUGGUUUUUUUGGAUGGCUUUCAAAACGUGAAAAAAAUGAACCCAAAGUUCACGUAGCCAAACUCGGUGAAGAAAGCAAGUUUUAUUAUGACGAAAAAUUAAAAAGAUGGGUUAAUAAAGAUGCGCCACAAGAAGCAGAAACUGCUGCUGCACCUCCUCCUCCUCCAAUAAAGAAGAAGACAACUGAGACUUUGGAAGGUAGAGGAAAGGCUGAGUUUUCAGCUUUUAAAAGUGCACCUCCACCAUUAGGAUCAUCAGCGUCUGAGCCUGCAAUUAAAAUUGGCUCAUCAAAAGAAGAUGCUUCUGUGCCUGAUUCUUCAACUGGAUUUUCAUUGAUAGAAGUUGCAAGUGGAAAAACAAUUCCCAAAAGAAGAACAAUCAGAAAGAACAGAAUUAAUUCACCGGCUGAUUUAUCUAUUCUUGAUGUUGCAUUAGGCAAGUCUCUGCCUGCCAUUGGAACUCUUAAAAGCACAAGAGCUGCAAGACGUCGUGCUGCUCGUGCUGCUACCUCAUCCAAAAUUGCUAAUACUGUAGGUGAAGAGAAAAAUGACGGCAAGAACGAGGCGAUAGAGAAAGAUAGCUCUGAACACAAAAGUCCAGCCUUGCCUUUUAAUAUCAAACCAGAGACCUCCACAAAUCCUAGUAAUAAUAAACCAAUCCUUCCUUCUCCAGCUCCUCAAAAUUCAUAUUCAUAUGUACCAAUUUCUUCAGAUUUAUUUUCAGAGGAGGAUUUUCCACUCGAAGAUAAGAAAACUAGUUUAUAUUCAAUCACAAAAACUGAAAAUAUCUCAUUAGCUGAAAGUUAUGCGAAUAAUUCGUACACUCCUAACUCCUUGAAAAAAUCAGAAAAGGACUCAACUAAAGAAAAUGUUGAAAAUACAAAUAUUAAAAAUGAAAAUAUUGAAAAUGAAAAUAUUGAAAAUAAAAAUAUUGAAAAUGAAAAAAAACAAAUCGACCCAAAUACAGAGGCAACAACUAUUGAUAUUGAUAAUGAAGCUUUAAAACAUGUCUCAGGUGAUUCUGCAACAGUUAGAGAUUCAAAUUUAUUGGGUUCCACUGAAACUGAUGUCAAACCAAAUCCUAUUGGAACAUUAGAAGAUCACACAAAUAUAAUACUAGAGAGUAACACAGAUGAACCUGAACAUAGAGAAGAUAUCAAAAACAACUUUGAAGGGGAUUUUGAAAAUGAAAAAUUUUCUAUUUCAAAUUUAAACUCUUCUCCUUUAAAAAUUGAGGAAGACAUUUUUGAAUUUUCACCAAUUACUGGUAAUAAAAAUGAUUCGACUGAGUUUGAAUUAGAGAGAGAUACUGAAAAAAAACUUGAUUAUGUUGAGCCAAAUGUCGUGGCAGGGAUGGAAUCUAAGUUUGAUGAAUUAACUAUGUCAAACACUAUGAUGGAUCAGCAAGAUAACUCUCAAUUGGCUGAAGCUGGUGUUAAAGAAGACUUACAAUUAAAUUUACCAAGUCCUCCAAAAUCCAGUCCUCCAUUAUCACCUCCUAUGUCCAAUAAUUCCUCUUCCCCCUUACCUAGAUUAUCUUCACCACCUAUACUUUCACCUGACUCUCCCUCAGGCCCUCAAUUAGGACCACCUCCCCCAACGUUUAGAAACAGGGCAGCAAAGCGUCGUGAAGGCAGAAAAAAGCCUCAUGCUACUCCUGAUUUCACCCAAUUAAUGAGCGAAGGAAGAGAUAAGUUGAUAUAG
Molecule: messenger RNA, 6132 nt
Organism: Ascoidea rubescens DSM 1968
Lineage: Eukaryota; Fungi; Ascomycota; Saccharomycetes; Ascoideales; Ascoideaceae
Gene: SEC16
Product: COPII coat assembly protein SEC16
Exons: 1
Coding region: 1-6132 (2043 amino acids)
Biological process (GO): autophagy; Golgi organization; COPII vesicle coat assembly
Cellular component (GO): endoplasmic reticulum exit site; ER to Golgi transport vesicle membrane
Source: RefSeq, a predicted model, not a curated record